AAAGUCACGUUGCAAGUGGUGUGGUUGGUUUAGUUGAAGGAUGAAGAAGUGAAGUUGGUAGACAAAAGUAGCAAAAUAACAAUAUAAGAGUUUUGGUUAUUGCUUUUCAAACGUAGUUACAGUAUUGUUGUUAAAAGUAAAACUAGCAUCCCAUUAACUCAUACUUUUAUCAGAUUAGGGAGAGAACCAAAAUCGUGCAUCUUGCAACAUUAUUAUUCAGAUAGAUUGUGCGCUUAGGAAGUUUCAAGAGGCCAUUUAAAUAUAAUACGGUCGUCAACCUGAUGAUUGGGACCUCAGUGGAAUAAAAUGUCCCCAAACAGUGUCUUAUUCCACAUUCACACAAUUAUCAACAACACCUAGAGUGUUACCGUCAUGACUAACAUCACCCAAGAUCGGGAGCGUCAUACUGUUCACUGGUUUCGCAAGGGUUUGCGUCUCCAUGACAACCCAAGUUUGCGUGCCGGACUCGUCGGAGCAACUACCUAUCGAUGCAUAUUCAUCUUAGAUCCAUGGUUCGCUGGUUCGUCUAAUGUCGGCAUCAAUAAAUGGAGGUUUCUGCUGCAAUGUCUGGAGGAUCUGGACAACAGUCUGCACAAGCUCGGUUCUCGACUGUUUGUCAUAAGAGGACAGCCAACAGACGCACUUCCAAAACUUUUCAAGGAGUGGGGAACUACCAGUUUUACAUUUGAGUAUGACCCAGAACCUUUCGGCAAACACAGGGACAAACACAUAAAGGAAAUGUGCGCAGACCUCGGAAUAUCCGUCAGUUCGCACGUCUCGCACACUCUCUACGACUUGGAGGCUAUAAUCACCAGGAACAACGGCCACUCUCCGUUGACCUAUCACAGGUUCCAAGAUGUAAUCGCAUCACUCGGCCCACCACCAGAGGCCUUGGACGGGAUUGAUGAUAAAGUCAUCGGCAACGCCUACACUCCCAUCUGUGACGACCAUAACGACAAGUAUGGAGUACCAACGCUAGAGGAGCUCGGAUUUGAGACAGAGGACCUAGGCAGUCCGACAUGGCAGGGAGGCGAGACAGAAGCGUUGGCCAGAUUAGAGCGUCAUCUACAGCGUAAGGCGUGGGUCGCUAGCUUCGCCAAGCCGAAGAUGUCGCCUCAGUCACUCCUUGCUAGUCCGUGUGGUCUCAGUCCAUACCUCAGGUUCGGAUGUCUCUCCACACGCAACUUCUACCACAGACUCACCCGGCUUUAUGUUUCGAUCAAAAAAGCAGACCCGCCCUUAUCACUUCAUGGCCAGUUGCUGUGGAGGGAGUUUUUCUACUGUGCUGCCACGAACAACGCCAACUUUGACAGGAUGGAGGGAAAUCCAAUCUGUGUCCAGAUACCUUGGGACAAAAAUCCUCAGGCUCUUGCGAAAUGGGCGAGUGGCCAGACCGGUUUCCCGUGGAUCGACGCCAUCAUGAUCCAGUUGCGGGAAGAAGGUUGGAUACAUCACUUGUCAAGACAUGCCGUCGCCUGCUUUCUCACUCGAGGAGACCUGUGGUUAUCUUGGGAAGAGGGAAUGAAGGUAUUUGAGGAGCUGCUACUUGACGCUGAUUGGUCCGUCAACGCAGGUUCGUGGAUGUGGCAUUCCAACUCGUCAUUCUUUCAACAGUUUUUCAGCUGCUACUGUCCUGUACGAUUUGGUCGCAAGGCAGACCCUAAUGGAGACUUCAUAAGGAAAUACCUACCGGUGCUGAGGUAUUACCCACGGGCACACAUCCACGAGCCGUGGACGGCACCUGAGAAUGUGCAGAAAGCGUGCAAGUGUGUGAUCGGCAAAGACUACCCUCUACCCAUGGUGCACCACCCCACGGUGGCCAGCAUCAACAGCGAACGCAUGAAGCAAGUGUACAUUCAGCUCAAGAAGUACCGAGGACCUGUUUAAGUUUUUCAAUUGUUGGAGUAUGAAGUUACACUGAGCCAAGCAAACCCAUGGGUAGAUACACUGCUUUCAGGCCGGUUCGGUCUGGAUCGGAUUGAGAACGAAAAGAAUAUCAACCUGUGAGUCUACGGUUAACAGUGAGUGAGUCAACGGAACGUCGGACCAUCACAUUGUGAGUCUGCUACUUUCAUGGGCUUGUUAUGGCUUUUGAAAUACGGUAAAAUAUCCAUUUAUUCACUCACUAAUAAGAACUGUCUUGUUUCAGAACUAUCAGCGGUUUUCUAAUCUUUCAGAAACACUUGUGUGAAUUUCAGUUUUUGUUUGGUUUUAUUUUAUUUUGAUUUUGAUAAUUUUUUUUGUAAUGUUGAUUUACUUUGUUUAAUGAAAUAGGAUAUUUGAGUGUGAGGAAAUGAUUUUCUUUGUAGAACCGUAGUUUAAGAGUGGAAUGCCCAACCAAGAUGAUUCUAAAGAUUUUGUGGGACUUAAAUUUGUGUAAAAAAAUAACAACUUGCACAUAAAUAUUUUAGAACUGGUACAACCAUGUUUGAUUAAUUGUAUAUUUUAUUCAUCAAUUUGAUUUGGCAUUACCGUACUUAUUCUAAAUUGAAAGUAAAAUUUGUAAACUACUUUUUUUUAGUUCGAAAACUGGCUUAGAGAAUAACCUAACGGUUAGUUUUUUUUAAAGCUCAUUGGUAUUACAAAAACUGCUAUUCUAAUUCGCUGCAUGUUUGGGCAAUUUCAAAAUUAUUUCAUGUUAUUGUAAAUCCUCUACUAACUGCUUUCUUUCUCCCUAUUAACUAUAUGCGUCCCAUAUUAAGUUGAAAGAGUUUAUCUCUUUGGUGACCUUGAAACUAAAACACUUCAUUAUUGACUAUAGUUACUAGCUCUUUGAUUUAGCGAGGUAUUUUAGUGGAAGCUCCGAUUCAAUCACCUAUAGGUGAUGAUGAGCUAUGCAAUAUUGUUUUGAGAAAGUGGUUCAAGCCCACUUAAUGGUGUAGGUGUAUGUAUCUUGGGGAAAAGGUGUCUAUUGGUAAUCUUCCUUCAUAAAAAGCCAUCCGCAAUUUAAACUUUAAUUGCGGUUAAGCUUUUUCUUAUUUCUGAGCAGUAGUCCUUUUACUUAUAAGGCUUCUAGCCUAUUCACUUGACAAAGUUAUCAUUUUUGUCUUUGUU
This is a messenger RNA of Macrosteles quadrilineatus (aster leafhopper), 3054 nucleotides long. Its product is annotated as cryptochrome-1-like. The record is from RefSeq and is a predicted model, not a curated record. Lineage: Eukaryota; Metazoa; Arthropoda; Insecta; Hemiptera; Cicadellidae. Gene Ontology annotation, molecular function: DNA binding; FAD binding. The coding region runs from base 373 to 1887 and encodes 504 amino acids. Gene Ontology annotation, cellular component: nucleus; cytoplasm. The transcript is spliced from 11 exons. Gene Ontology annotation, biological process: entrainment of circadian clock by photoperiod; negative regulation of DNA-templated transcription; circadian regulation of gene expression.